UUUAUUCAUCCGCCCCAAGUCCCAUUGUUUUUUUUGGUUCACCAAAUGGAAUUUAAUAUUCCAGUUCCAUUAGAGGGUCUCGGAGAAACAAGACCAACUGCUUUCUUGACGAAAACAUACAACAUAGUGGAGGAUUCAAGCACAAACAACAUAGUUUCAUGGAGCAGAGACAACAACAGCUUCAUCAUUUGGGAACCAGAGACUUUCGCCCUAAUUUGUCUCCCUAGAUGCUUUAAGCACAACAAUUUCUCCAGCUUUGUUAGACAGCUCAAUACUUAUGGGUUUAAGAAGGUUAAUACAGAGAGAUGGGAGUUUUCAAAUGAGUAUUUUCUGAAGGGACAGAGAAAUCUUCUUAAGAACAUCAAGAGAAGAAAGACUUCAUCAUCUCAAACACACACACAGUCACUAAAAGGCGGGAGAAUUGGACCAGAAGGAGAGAUUGAGGAGCUGAGAAGUGACAGAGUAGCUCUAGUAUUAGAACUUGAGAGACUGAGACGAAAACAAGAAACCAUGAAGACAUAUCUUCAUUCGAUGGAAGAGAAACUGAAAGUCACAGAAGUGAAGCAAGAAAUGAUGAUGGAUUUCUUGCUUAAAAAGAUUAAGAAACCUAGUUUUUUUAAGGGCUCAAGGAAACGUAAGAUGCAAGGAUUCAAGAAUCGAGAGCGAAGGAAAGAGGUUCAUGAAACGAUUGUUAAAGCUGAGCCGGAAGAGUAUCUUAAUGAUACUGCUGAUCAAUAUAGAGGUGUGUUUGCUUAUGGCGAUGAGCUUCACAUAGCUUCAUUGGAGGAUCAAGGACAAGAAGGAGAUGAAAUGGAAACGGAUAGUGAAGGAAUCUGGAAGGGUUUUGUGUUAAGUGAAGAGAUGUGUGAUUAG
Molecule: messenger RNA, 873 nt
Organism: Camelina sativa (false flax)
Lineage: Eukaryota; Viridiplantae; Streptophyta; Magnoliopsida; Brassicales; Brassicaceae
Source: RefSeq, a predicted model, not a curated record